This is a messenger RNA of Drosophila bipectinata, 2744 nucleotides long. RefSeq lists its product as uncharacterized. NCBI's taxonomy places the organism in Eukaryota, Metazoa, Arthropoda, Insecta, Diptera, Drosophilidae. The record is from RefSeq and is a predicted model, not a curated record.
AUUCGGUUUCAGAGAGCGUCGAAAUUUUCACCAGUGCGGUCGUAGAAUAUAAGCUCAAUCCUACUUUUAUUUUUCUACAGAUAGUUAGAAACCGAUAUUGCAAACGGCAAAUCACUGGAUAUACUAUCUUAACUCUACUGCCUUAUAAAUAUUCUCCACCCGCCAUCUUCUUAAAAAUAUUACCGUUAGCUGGAGCUAUACAAAUAAAAAUAGAACAUAACCUAGAAACGCGGAAACGGAAAAAAGCAUUCCAAAGGAUUCUAAUCACAAAUAAGCCAAAAAAAACAAAAGCGACAACAAAUACAUAGUAUGAAUGUCGCCUAAAUAUCAUCAUUUCGAGAUUGCACUGGUCUACUUUCUGCUCCUGAUACCAUGGCCGCCGACGAAUGUGCUGAGGUUGCUGUGUUCCCGAGAUAACAGCCGGCUGGUGCGCAAAAUAGUGCGCUCCAAAUGGACACCAAUAUUGGACAAGCAUCAGGUGAAGCUACCGCUGGAGUGUCCGCUGCAUCCUUUCCGGGAUGUUUUCGCCCCCAGACAGGAUGCCAAGCAGCGGGAUCGACCCACUCAGUGGACGUGCCGGAAAUGUGGCAAGAGCUUCUAUCAGGAGAAGCAUCUGGAUCUACAUUUCGACACACGCCACAAGCAGAUUAUAAAUGAGGCGGAGGAUUCUGUUUGCCUGGCCGACUUCUGCGACAUCAUGCGCUGCGAGGUCUUCGAGACGGAGGAUGCCUCGAGCCUGAAGUUCGGCGACCAGCACAUCGUCACGGACAUCGAGGUCUGGGGCGAUUCCUUGGGACAAAAUUCCGCCUUGGCCAAAGCGAAUGCCGCCUACUUGAGCUUAAUACCAAGAACUUCCACAUUGGGUGCCUCGCGUGCCGCCAAAGUACAAAACCGUCAAUUACCGCCAGACUCCAAGCCCAGUCAGGAUCAGUCGCCGGCAGGUGAGCGAACCCCACAUCCACACACCCAUUCCCACUUCCACCAUACCCGAGAGCGUGCAACCACCACCACAGCCAAUCCGCUUCGCCUAGAUGCAAUCCCGGAGGACGGUUCAGCGGCCAGACCCAAGUCGGCGGGCGAGAAGCUGCUCCACAAGCUCAAGGAGCUGGGCAAGGCGCACCUCAAGGCCGGCGCCACACCGCCGCAGGACUCCAGAAAGCAGAACGACACGGAAGAUGACGAGGACGAGGAGGGGGCGGAGGACGGCUCGGGAAGUGGUCAGCCCGAGGGCAGCGGUCAGGCGACGGAUCCAGCCAAAGUGGAAGAGGGUUCCGGCGCCAAUGGCAAUGGCAACAAGGCCCGGGCCAACUGCAAGCCGGAGGAGCUGAGCAAACUGAAAGCCCGUUGUGAAAUGCUUCUGAGGAGCUGCAUUGGAGGACUCUUGCUAUCCAUGUCGGAUCAGGCCUUUAAGGAAAUGGAAGAGGAAAUGAACAAGGCGGUGUGCUGGUACCUAACCUGCGACCGCUACUGGGAAGACGGACCUCUGGAGCCGCGCGCCUUCCCCUGGGGCCUGAUUGUCAUCCUGAUCUUUGUGCUCUCUACGGGGAUAUGCUUCUGCUACUACAUCAUCUGGAUACUGUUCGACUCCGAAGAGACGACAAUCAGUGCGAAUCACUACCACUACGGACAGCAUCAGGGCAGCCACAGCUCCGGUAUCGGAGGCGGAGGGAGCAUCUACAUGCCCGGAGCCGGAGUGGGUCAUCACUACCAUGUGGACUAUGCCACGCGGCACGACCUCGACCUGGACGCCGGCGGGAUAGCUUCUCAACAACAACAGCAGCAGCAGCAGCAGCAGUUGCUCCAGGAGCAGCAGUACUAUUACCAACAGCAGCAGCAGCAGCAGCAAGUGCAACAGCAGCAGCAGCAGCGGGACUUGUAUCCGGAACAGGUGCAAUAUCUGCGACACAGUCCACGGCAUUACAUCGCCGAUCAGCGUCCAGUGGCGGGAUCGGGAGUGGUAGUGGGAUCGGUUCCUGUGGGCACACCCACCCAAGGGGCCGUGCGCAGCAGCUCCUCCAACGCCAACACGCCAUUGCACCAUCGGCCUCAUCCGGUGGGUCAGCAUCCCCACCUGCAGCACCGUCACUCGACGAGCCUGGCCUACCCACAGGACAUUUUAGACCGACGCGACUAUACAAGUAGCUCGGGGGCACGAUCCAUGGCCACCAGUAGCACUGGUUCCGUAACGGUAACGGGAGUCACGGAGCCCCAGAGGCACUAUAAUACGCAUCCGCGUCCUCUGGACACGAGGCAUCGCCAUGUGGGCUCCUCGCAGCAAUCCCUACGUGCCUCCGCCUCCACGCACGAGAUCGUGCAACAGGAGGCGGGUCUCGGUCAGAACGAGCACUACAUCUAUGUGACCUAUCCGCCGGACCUCAAGAAGAGGUACUUUGAAUAGAGGUAACCGAGGAUCCUAGAAGCCUUCAAAGCCUACCUGGAGACUGUUGUGAAGCCUUCGAGGGGAUGAGUCGGAGAGACCAACAAAAAAUGGAAACGAUACCAAAGCUAAGAGAUCAAUCAUUUGAUCCGGAGGAUAUAUAUAGUAUAUAUACAUUAUAUAGUGAGAGAGCAGUGAGAGAGGAGAGGCUAUAUCCGGAUUCCGGAAGGAGAUGGAGUGGACUGGCCGCCAACCUAAACCCACAAGUUGGUUUUUUACUUUUUAGCCUGCAAAUUCUAGAUUUGUGAACUGUGCUGUUCUUUUUUUUAAUUCUACAAAAUAAAUUUGCAAUAUUUCUGUACAAUAG